AUGGCUCGCAGUAAAGUGCUCAGCAGCAGCGGAACCGGUCAGGAAGGCUCUCCUCAGCCAAGCCAACUCUAUCCAGCCGACAGAAUUCAGGUGGGGCUGCAUUACGUCGACUUGGUCCCAGGUUGCCGAUUAGCCGAAGACCCCUGUGUACGCCAGCUCUAUAUGGAAUACUCAAUUCUUGGCUUGCCGGACGUGCUCGAGACCCCAGCUGGUCUGGUGAUGCCGAACGCCGUACCAGGAAAAGCAAAGCGUAUAGAAUUAAACUACUCACAAAGUGAGACAGUAAGAGAGUAUCUGCUAAUACCUUGA
Molecule: messenger RNA, 309 nt
Organism: Protopolystoma xenopodis
Lineage: Eukaryota; Metazoa; Platyhelminthes; Monogenea; Polystomatidea; Polystomatidae
Source: the annotation of a GenBank genome assembly